Alexandromys fortis (reed vole) is the source of this 4309-nucleotide messenger RNA. RefSeq names its product protocadherin beta-4-like. Gene Ontology annotation, biological process: homophilic cell-cell adhesion. The transcript has a single exon. The record is from RefSeq and is a predicted model, not a curated record. Lineage: Eukaryota; Metazoa; Chordata; Mammalia; Rodentia; Cricetidae. Gene Ontology annotation, molecular function: calcium ion binding. The coding region runs from base 239 to 2626 and encodes 795 amino acids. Gene Ontology annotation, cellular component: plasma membrane.
AUCACUAAAAUACCAGGAAUCGCUUGUGAGAAAAUAGAACAAAAGACGCAGGCAGAGCUUUGAAAGCACUACGGAGCUAUGAAGGGGCUUGGACAAGGAUAUACUGGAUAAAUGUAAGAUUGAGAAGAGCGUGUGAAGAUCGUUCUUAAGAAAAGAAAAACCAGAAGCCAGCGUUUUAAAGCACUGGGAGACUGCUAAAGGAUUGGAUGCAAACAAUCGCUUUCCCAACACGGAGAAGAUGGAGAGAAUUCACCCAAACAGGCAAGUCAUGGCUUUUAUAUUUAUGCUGGUUUGGGUUCAGGUUUGGAGUGAGCCAACAACUCGAUACUUUAUCUUGGAGGAAGCAGAAAGCGACUCCUUUGUAGCCCAUCUGGCCAAGGACCUGGGUCUGAGAUCUGGGGACCUGAGAGCCCGGUCUGCACGGGUGGUGUCAGAUGAUUACAAGCAGCGAUUACUGCUGGAUCCCGAGACUGGAGAUCUGCUUCUGAGGGAGAAGCUAGACCGGGAAGAGCUCUGUGCCUCUGUGGACCCCUGUGUCCUGCAUUUCCAGGUGUCUCUGGAAAAGCCAGUGCAGUAUUUUCAAGGAGAAUUACUGAUCCAGGACAUAAAUGACCACUCACCAGAAUUCCCAGAUAGGGAAAUGCUUUUGAAAAUACCAGAAAAUAGCCAGCCAGGCACUCUGUUACCAUUGAAUUUAGCCCAGGAUUUGGAUGUGGGCAGCAAUGGGCUUCAACAGUACACAGUCAACCCCAACUCUCAUUUUCAUGUCCUCACUCGAAAUAAUAGUGAAGGCAAGAAAUACCCAGAAUUGGUGCAGGACAGAGCCCUGGACAGAGAGGAGCAGGCAGAGCUGAGCUUGACCCUCACGGCUCUGGAUGGGGGCUCUCCACCUAGGUCAGGAACAGCCAUGGUUCGAAUCCUGAUCCUGGACAUCAAUGACAAUGCCCCUGAAUUUGUGAAGACCCCCUAUGAGGUGCAGGUCAUGGAGAGCAGCCCCCCAGAAUCAGAGGUCCUGACUGUCCUAGCACAGGAUGCAGAUGCUGGCAACUUUGGGAGAGUUUCCUAUGGCUUGUUCCAAGCAUCAGAUGAAGUUCAACAGACUUUCUCAAUAAACGAAAUCACGGGAGAAAUACGACUGAAAAAGGGAUUGGACUUUGAAAAAAUUAAGUCUUACCAUGUGGAAAUCGAGGCCACGGAUGGAGGAGGACUAUCUGGGAAGGGCGCUGUGCUGAUAGAGGUGGUGGAUGUGAACGACAACGCCCCAGAGCUGACCAUAUCUUCACUGACCAGCUCAGUCCCAGAAAAUGCUCCUGAGACCAUAAUCAGCAUCUUCAGAGUUGGAGACAGGGAUUCUGGAGAGAAUGGAAAGGUGGUUUGUUCUAUUCCAGAAACCCUGCCAUUCAUCCUAAAAUCCACUUUCAAGAAUUUCUACACCCUGGUGACAGAGAGUCCUCUGGACAGAGAGAGCAGAGCUGAGUACAACAUCACCAUCACAGUCAGCGACAUGGGCACACCCAGGCUCACAACCCAGCACAUCAUAACAGUGCAGGUGUCUGACGUCAACGACAACGCCCCUGCCUUCACACAAAGCUCCUAUACCCUGUUUGUCCAUGAGAACAACAGCCCCGCCCUGCACAUAGGCACCAUCAGCGCCACAGAUUCAGACUCAGGCUCCAAUGCCCACAUCACCUACUCGCUGCUGCCCACUCAAGACUUGCAUCUGCCCAUCACUUCGCUGGUCUCCAUAAAUGCCGAAAAUGGUCAGCUGUUCGCUCUCAGGGCGCUGGACUAUGAGGCUCUGCAGAGCUUCGAGUUCCGCGUGGGCGCCACAGACCAAGGCUCGCCCGCGCUCAGUAGCCAGGCGCUGGUGCGCGUGCAGGUGCUGGACGCCAACGACAAUUCGCCCUUCGUGCUCUACCCGCUGCAGAACGCCUCUGCGCCCUUCACAGAGCUGCUGCCCAGGGCGGCAGAGCCUGGCUACCUGGUCACCAAGGUGGUGGCAGUGGACCGCGACUCUGGCCAGAAUGCCUGGCUGUCAUUCCAGCUGCUCAAGGCCACGGAGCCAGGGCUGUUCAGCGUGUGGGCUCACAAUGGCGAGGUGCGCACCUCCAGGCUGCUGAGUGAGCGCGAUGCGCCCAAGCACAGGCUGCUGCUGCUGGUCAAAGAUAAUGGCGAUCCCCCGCGGUCUGCCAGUGUCACUCUGCAUGUGCUGCUGGUGGAUGGCUUCUCUCAACCCUACUUGCCACUACCGGAGGUGGCGCGCGACCCCGCGCACGACAAUGAGGACUUGCUCACGUUGUAUCUGGUCAUCGCCUUGGCUUCUGUGUCUUCGCUCUUUCUCUUGUCUGUGCUGCUGUUUGUGGGCGUGAGACUGUGCAGGAGAGCUCAGGCAGCCUCUCUGGCUGGUUGCUCUGCUCCCGAGAGACACUUUCCUGGACACCUGGUGGAUGUCAGUGGAGCAGGAACCUUGUCCCAGAGCUACCAGUAUGAGGUGUGUCUGACUGGGGAUUCUGGGACUGGUGAGUUCAGAUUUCUCAAUCCCAUGAUCCCUGAACUUUUGGUUCAAGAUUCUGGGAGAGAACUUAAGGAAAAUCUCCAUGGCAGGGAGAGCUUUGUUUUUAGCUAAGUCAUUGGUUCUCAACCUGUGGAUUGGGGGGGACGGACCCUUUGGGGAGUCGAAUUACCCUCUCACAGGGGUUACACAUCAGAUAUUCUGCAUAUCAGAUAUUUACAUUAUGAGUCAUAACAGAAACAUAUUACAGUUAUGAAUUAGUAACAAAAUAAUUUUAUCCUCCCAGGUCCCCAUAUCACAAAGAAAUGUAUUAAAGGGUCCUAGGAAGGUUGAGAACCACUGAACUAAGUGAUGUAAAUUCCUAAGUGUUGUACCAUUGCUUUCUUUUAAGAAAUGAUCUUGUUUCUACAAAGUUCUCUACUAAAGUACAUAUAUCCUUCAUUGCGCUGAUAGUUUCUUUUUUGUUGGUGUGAAAGUACUAGGCUUUUAGUUGUACUAAGCAUAUUUUUCUCUCUGCAUAUAAAUAUCUAUUGGUAAUUAAUACUCCCAUAGCCCUAAAUAACCCAAAUAGUAUAAAAUUUUCUUUGAGUGAUACUCUUAAUGAUCUUCUGAGACGUUUUAUUGCUCUCUCUCUCAAAAAAAAAAACUUGGAUUUGUGGCACCUGCCCUUUCCGUCUAUUUUUGUCUUUUCAAAGGUAGAUUGCUUAAAAUUACUUAUGUUGUCUGGAUCUUUCUACCUGAAUGGAAAGCCACAUUAUGUCGUGUUCACUAUCAGGCUACAUGCCCUGAAUAAGCAAAUCGUAAUGGAAAGUAUAUGAGCACCAUGCAUGCUAGUGGUCCUGUCUAUUUGACUGCAAGUGUUCUGGAAAUGAUACCAUUAAUGUUUGAAUUCUUAUUUGACAAAAAUUAAAGAGAAAAUGUAUAAUUUCUCACCCCAUUUAAAAAUAAAACUGUUAAGUCACUGCUUUGCUAUAUUAAUAAAUUUAUCUUUGGUAAUUUUGAUAAUUAAUCUCAGAAUUCUAUCUUUCUGAAAAAGGAAAUUGUAGGGCUGUUGAGGGCAUCAUGUUUACCUUUUUCUUUCUCAUACAAAUAAGUCUAUGUUUUAAUUAGUGUGACUUUUCUGAACGCUUCUCUCACCUUUCAAAUGAGGAAAUUUAUUUUGAAAUUUGGCUAUUCUGGUUGAUUCUGUUUAUUAGAAGUUUUCAGCUUUGUCACUUUGUGUUAGCUGGUGCCUUGGGUAGAGUUUAUCAAUCAGCAAAUAUUAUUUUUGAUGUUAAAUCAUUUUGUUUCAUUGUUUAGUGUACCCUUCAGGUACUUUGGGUGAAACUGACUAAUAAUAAUGAAUAGCAUUUCACUUGUUAAUAAAGUGUAGCAGUAGCAUACUCGUUGAUUUGUAAUUACAGCUUUCUGCUGUGUUCAGUAAGCCUGGUGAAAUGCGUGCUUGGCUUCUAACUCAUUACAUGUCUGUAGAUAAGACUAUGUCAAAACUCUUUGAACUUUUGGCAGAAAAUGAGCAAUUGAGAAGCUUUUUUAAUAUCUUACCGUCUAUUUCUAAGUCUUAACUAUCAGUCUAUGUGAAGUGAAGCAGUUGUAGUUUUGCCCAAAUUCCUUCGCCACCAAAGCCACACAACAAUGAAAAAGGCAAAUUAUGGCAGUUUAAGUUCUUCUUGAAACGUAGAAUUUAGUUGUCAUUCAACUAAAAAGAAAUAAAUAACCCUGAAAGUCAGUGAGCCCAUUAGGAAAAAGGGUUUGGUGGGGAGGAGGAAGUAAGAGAGGAGCUUUGAGGUGUAAGGAAGG